UUGCGUUUAUCUGAUAGCAGCCACUACUUCAAAAGUACAAGGCAGAGUUACCUCCCCUGUUAUCGAGGACCAUCGCUUGCGAGACUGUCGUGUGUGUUGUCGCAAACUUGUCAGGUAUUUCAGUUGAAAGAUGUCACUUCCUAACUUCGUCCUUCUGAUCACAAUUGUCAGCUGCUGCCAUGGGGCCAAGAUUCUUUUAAUUCCAACUCCUGCAACUAGCCACUGUCUGGAAAUUAUGUCCAUUGGACAAGCUCUUCUGAAAAGAGGCCACCAUGUUACCUUAUUUGCCGUCCUCUUUGAUCCCAAAUCCUGUAUUGGAAGGUUGGAUAAGGAGGCUUUCAAGACCACAUUCAACGUUAUUGUUCCUGAUCUUGAUCCAUCGAUGCAGAAGACACAUGAAGAAGUGUUGGCAGCUGGACAAAAAGUCAUAUUUAGUCGUGGUGGUAUGUGGAAAAUGUUUUUGAACUUUUUGAAACCUAUGCUACAGAAUCACUGUAGUGCUGCGAUGAAAGAUAGGGUUGUUUUAGAAGGGUUAAAGAAGGGCAAUUAUGACAUUGCAUUGGUGAGUAGAAUGCCUGGCUCAGAAUGUUUGUUCGCCAUCGCUGCCUAUCUUGGGGUUCCAACAGUUGUUGCUAGCUCCUACAUCGACGCAAGAGACAGCGGAAUGCCUCUACAAAGUAACACAUUUCCUCACCUUAUGUCUAGUUUCACCAAUGACAUGACAUUCCCUGAAAGACUCAUAAACACACUCUUAAUCUUUGCCACUUCUAUCGUAUUCAAAGCUUCUUCAACAUCUACUGACUACUCUGUGCUGGGUGAUAAACUCCGAGAUGUUGACGCAAGCCAACUGGUAAGGGACUCUGUGCUUUUCAUAGAAAACUCCGAUUAUAUCAUUGACUACCCCAAAGCUGUGUUUCCAAAUUUCAUUCAGUGUGGUGGUCUUACAGCAAGCCCAGCAAACCCUCUUUCAGGGGAAUUGAAGAAGUACAUGGAUGCAGCACAAAAAGGUGUUGUACUUGUUACCUUUGGAAGCUUGAUAAAAGGGUUUCCACCACCUCUGAUUGAAAAGUUGAUGGCUGUCUUUGGUCGACUGAAGUACCAAGUUCUGUUCAAGCAGGAUAAAGAGGAAAUCCGCGGUAACAUCAAAACCAUGAAAUGGGUGCCGCAAAAUGAUAUCCUAGGCCAUCCCAACACCAAGGUGUUUAUUUCUCAUUGUGGGAAGAACGGAUUUUGGGAGGCACUGUAUCACGGAGUUCCAAUCAUCUGUAUGCCAAUCCACGCGGAAACAUUCACCACAGCCAUAAAGGUUAAGAAAUACAAUAUAGGAUCUAGAAUUGAAAUAUUUGAUGAUACUGUUGAUGAUCUGUUUGAAAAGAUAAGCCGCGUUCUUGAAAACAAAUCAAUCAGCCAGAACAUGAAGAGGAUGUCGAGGCUCCUUCGUGACAGACCAGAAAAGCCUGCAGAACGAGCGGCAUCUGCUGUAGAACAUGUUAUCAAGUACGGCGGAAACCACAUGCGACAGCCCCCAGUUUGCUUUGUUAGUUACAUCUAUGCUGAUGUAUGGCUGUCUAUUGCUGUUAUUGUCAGUGUGAUAAUUGCUGUCGAUAUCUGGAUCUGUCGCAAGUGUUGUUGCAAGGGAAAGAGCGACAAGAAGCACAAAACUGAGUGAGAUGGAACAUUUUGAUAAUGUUACUUCGUAGGUUAGAACUCAUGGAUGUUUGAAUGUUUGUUCACUUUGAUAACACCAGCACAUUACAUACAAUGAGAAUAAACUGUUUGAUAUACUUCCAAAUGUCAUGGCUCAGUCAAUCAAAAUGAUGAUUUGGCAAUUCAUUUAACUAGACUUGUUUUGUUAUAAAGGCUGCAUACGCCACCUCUGACUUCUGGCCUGUACUAAAAUGAAACUUAAUUGAACAAGAGAUUCAAGCAGUGAAAAGUUCAAUAACGUUUAGAAAAUUGAUGCCAAUGUCGUAUUUUGUUUUGUCAAAUUUUAUAUUCAUAUUAUUCCAAUAUUCAAUGGACACUUCGUUUAGUUCGAUAUUUUAUUAUAUCAAAUGCACUAUGGCGGAAUACAUAUGUACUAUUCAUGUUACAUAACAGGAUACGUAACAGUCUGACGGUGUUUAGCCAUUGUGUUAGUCAGUAUGCAAUCUGACCGUUGGACAGCAGCUAGGCAGGCUGCCUCACUGAUCCUCCAAGAUGCUGUCUGGCCAUUGCUGUCCUGUUACCAUUGUGUUUUGUUUGUUUGUUGAUAAUGCAGCACUCAGCACUGUUCAAGCUAUAUGACAGUGGUCUGUAAAUAAUCGUGUCUGGACCAGACAAUCCAGUGAUUGAUAUCAUGAACAUUGAUCCAUGCAGUUGGGAUACGAUGACAUGCAUCAACCAAGUCAGCGAGCCUAACCACUCAAUCCCGUUAGUCGCCUCAAGCAGGAUCGACUUUUAUACGGCAAGCAUUGGAUUGACGAAUACCUUUCCACCCCGGAUCCUCAUGGGUGUGGCUGUAUUCUUUUAAUCAGGAAUAAAAUGUUGUGGACCCAAUGAUGGACUCCUGUAUUGGAAGAGACAGAUCUCCCAAACGAAAUAGUCCUGGAUACUUGUAAUGAUUUGUUUGUUUAACGCCACUGUCAUAGCGACUGAUUUACGACACCCAUUGUCUGAAGAACAUUUAAUUGCAAAGGCUCUUUACCCUGGAGCCAUGACAUCUAUAUGCCUUGAAACAUUUAA
Messenger RNA from Haliotis rufescens (red abalone), 2724 nucleotides. RefSeq names its product UDP-glucuronosyltransferase 1A5-like. Gene Ontology annotation, molecular function: UDP-glycosyltransferase activity. NCBI's taxonomy places the organism in Eukaryota, Metazoa, Mollusca, Gastropoda, Lepetellida, Haliotidae. The transcript has 2 exons. The coding region runs from base 131 to 1669 and encodes 512 amino acids. The record is from RefSeq and is a predicted model, not a curated record.